Amaranthus tricolor (Joseph's coat) is the source of this 1224-nucleotide messenger RNA. Its product is annotated as protein RER1B-like. Lineage: Eukaryota; Viridiplantae; Streptophyta; Magnoliopsida; Caryophyllales; Amaranthaceae. The transcript has 3 exons. The record is from RefSeq and is a predicted model, not a curated record. Gene Ontology annotation, biological process: retrograde vesicle-mediated transport, Golgi to endoplasmic reticulum; protein retention in ER lumen. Bases 370 to 948 code for a protein of 192 amino acids. Gene Ontology annotation, cellular component: Golgi membrane.
UCAAUGUCAAAUUUAUCUACGACCUUUCAGCUUCGUGAAGAAGAACAUCGCAUUUCUCUAUCAGGCCAUCACUAUUGUUGGUCUACCUUCAAACGCCAUUUCCAAAGCUUCAUUCAAUUUUGUAUACAUAAUCUCCAAAGGUAAAUCAAACUUUUAUCUUUAAUUAUUAUCAUUGGAAAAAAAUAAAAUAAAAUUAAGAACUCAUCUUUCUUUCGUGAACAAGAUACCUAGAUCACAAUUUUCCUAUUUCAUCCACUAAUCAACAAAACCCACAUCUCAAAAUUGUAUUUUUUUAAAAACUGUUUCAACCAAAAUUUCUAUAAUUUGUAUGAUUUUUUGGGUGGGCAGAUAUUAAAUCUAGGAUUUUGAAUGGAAGGCUUAGGUGGGUCAUCAACAGAAACUCCAAUUAGCAAGAAAUUUCAUGAAUUUUCUAGAAUUUAUCAGUAUUACUUGGAUAAAACAACUCCACAUGCAAUUCCUAGAUGGGUUGGAACAGGAAUUCUUGCCUUGAUUUAUGCAUCAAGGGUUUAUUUUGUUGAAGGGUUUUACGUCAUUACUUAUGCUCUUGGGAUCUACAUCUUGAAUCUGCUUAUUGGGUUUUUAUCUCCUUUGGUUGAUCCUGAGGUUGAAGUUUCUGAUGGACCUGUUUUACCCACUAAAGGUUCUGAUGAGUUCAAGCCCUUUAUUCGCAGGCUUCCUGAGUUUAAGUUCUGGCACUCCAUUACUAAGGCGUUCUGUAUAGCGUUUGUAAUGACUUUCUUCUCUGUAUUUGACGUUCCUGUAUUUUGGCCAAUAUUGCUUUGUUACUGGAUUGUAUUGUUCGUUCUCACCAUGAAGCGCCAAAUAGGACACAUGAUCAAGCACAGAUAUGUUCCUUUCAACGUCGGAAAACAGAAAUAUGGAGGGAAGAAAUCCGGUGCUCCUACCAGUGGUUCUCGUGCUGACUGAAUAAUCAAGCAUCGUAGGCAUUUGAGAAGUAAACGAUCAAUUCUUUUAAAGUAAAGAAAGAAGUGGCAACAUUUUGGAGAUUUCGACCAAAUAUAUAUCUUUAUUAAUUUGCGCUUUUAAAGUAUACGGUAUCUGGUUGCUAAUUUGUCGGAGUACUUGUUCUUGCGUAGUGUGGACGAUGGCCUUGUUUUUCUUGAUUUCGUCUUGUAUUCAAAUUUCGAAGCAUUUUUGCAAGGCACAUCCAUAUUCAAUUUUUUAAUCUUUGUUUCUUUACUC